Molecule: messenger RNA, 3680 nt
Organism: Trichobilharzia szidati
Lineage: Eukaryota; Metazoa; Platyhelminthes; Trematoda; Strigeidida; Schistosomatidae
Source: the annotation of a GenBank genome assembly
AUGAAUACAUUACACUGGGCUAGUGGAACAAAAGCUGCCAAUAUUGAUGGUACAAUGGGAGUUUAUGGACAGUUGGAUAAAUCCUAUGGGACGCGACCGUACAGUGGUAUGGUUGGCGCUGGUGGUGGAAGUACUGGUCUAUCUAACCCGGGCAAUUUGUACAGUUAUAGUGGCAGCGUUUUUCCGCAUAAUACUGGAACCACCCCACUAUGCAGUUCAUCACAGGAUACUUGUGCAACACAACAAAGUCGUAGUCAAGCAGAUCCACAUGAACACACAAGACUUUUAUCCUCAGGUACUAGUACAGUGACAAAUUAUAAUCCAGCUAGUUUAUCCCACUUACAGUAUAAUAAUUCGGAAACCAAUCUUGAUACAAACUUGUUAGAUAAUACUAUGAAUCAGGAUAAAAUAUUUCCUGCAGAAGAACAACAGAUAACUCCAUCCCCCUAUUUAUCAGCACCACGAACACACAGUUCUGAAGUAGUCAAUGGUAGUAACACUGAUCUACAACCGCAUCGAAUUCCAACAAAUCUACACAAUACACAAACAGCUUAUACGACAGAGAAUCAAAGAGUAGUUCUAAAUGUAUCUGGACUAAGAUUUGAGACACAAUUCAGUACACUGAAAAAAUUUCCCAACACCCUAUUAGGUAAUCCUAAAAAAUUGGAUAGAUAUUAUGAUUCCUUACGGAAUGAAUACUUUUUUGAUAGAAAUCGACCUAGUUUUGAUGCUAUUCUUUAUUAUUAUCAAAGUGGAGGAAGGCUACGUCGUCCAGUCAAUGUACCUAUUGAUGUGUUUACUGAAGAAAUCAAUUUUUAUGAAAUCGAUGAAGACGCUGUAGAAAAAUAUCGUGAUGAUGAAGGCUUUAUUCGUGAAGAUGUUAAAGUUCUACCAGAGAAUAAAUUCCAGCGGAAAGUAUGGCUGUUAUUUGAAUAUCCUGAAAGUUCUUUAGCUGCACGUUGUGUAGCUAUUUGUUCUGUUUUUGUAAUUAUUCUCUCUAUUAUAAUAUUCUGUGUAGAAACUCUACCGUCUUUCAAACAUUAUAAAUUUGUAAAUUUAUCUGCCCAUGGUGUUCCAGUAUUGCUGUCAAACUUUAAUAUAAGUCAAAAAACAACUACACUUAGACAGAAUUCAUCAUCACAAUUCAUAUCAGCUGAUGAUGCUACAUUUUCACAUAAAAAUAAAGAGGAUUUAAGCCUGGUUAGACAUGAAUGUCGUCAAUAUCAUGAUCCAAUGAAAUGUCUUGAAAUCACUGAAGAUGAUAUUCCAGCAGUUGAAGAUCCAUUUUUUCUUAUCGAAACAAUAUGCAUUGUUUGGUUCACUUUUGAAUUACUCGUUCGAUUCGCUUCUUCACCAGAAAAAAUUGCAUUUUUUAAAAAUAUCAUGAAUUUCAUUGAUAUUGUCGCCAUUAUUCCAUAUUUUAUCACUGUUGGCACUAUGGUUGCGGAUGAGAGUAAAAGUCAAAAUCAAGCAAUGUCACUAGCCAUUCUGAGAGUGAUUCGACUUGUUCGUGUUUUCCGGAUAUUUAAACUGUCAAGACAUUCAAAAGGAUUACAGAUUCUUGGACAGACACUGAAGGCCAGUACACGAGAAUUAGGCUUAUUAGUAUUUUUCUUGCUUAUUUGUGUAAUUCUCUUCUCAUCAGCUGUCUACUUCGCUGAGGUGGACUCAGAUAGGACUUAUUUUCGUAGUAUACCAGAUGCAUUCUGGUGGGCAGUGGUGACUAUGACCACUGUAGGUUAUGGUGAUAUGAGACCAGUUACAAUGGUGGGUAAACUUGUUGGUUCACUAUGUGCCAUAGCUGGUGUAUUGACUAUAGCUCUUCCAGUCCCUGUGAUUGUUUCAAACUUUAAUUACUUUUAUCACCGAGAAACUGAAACUGAAGAUAAACAGACAUUUAUACACGUUCAGUCAUGCACAAGUUAUGCUAAUCUCAGUAUGAGUAGUCUACACUCAGAUAGUAAAUGCAAUAAAGAAACAAAUUCAACUGAUAUAAAGCAAGAGUACAAACUAAACGAACUGCAAAUUACGCAUGAGCAGACUCAGCAUGAAAAUUCUCAAAAACGAAUAAAAUCACUAAUUAAUUGGCCAAAUAUGUAUCAGGAAGAUAACUAUUUGAAUAAAACUAGCAAAAAUACAUCUCCGUCUAAAGGAAGCAUUGAACACGCUAAUGUUUCUGUACCUACAACAACAACUAACUGGCCUGUUGAAAUAAAUCCUUCAUCCCGAAAGAAUUUUUCUUCAAUGGAAGCAACUUAUCCAUUUUUGACUUCAGAAAAAAGUGAUAUUGCUGAUUCAAUGAGAAAUAGUGCAACUAUACACUGUUUCGGUUUAACUCCUUCCAGUAAUAAACCUAACAUCUUCGAGGACAACUCUUUCCAAGAAACUGACGAACAUAUUCCAAUUGUAUCACAACAGGCCGACUCAUGCCUACAAGAAAACACUCAAGUGACGUCCAGUAGUAAAAUAAGUCGUAGCUUAUCUUUACCAUCAUGUAUCUCAGCUAAAAAGAUGAAUCUACGUGAAAAUGCCACUCCAUCUUCAGCUGCUGAACAGCAUACAACUGGUUGUUUUGACUGUUUGCAUGAAACACUACAAGAAUCUGAUGAAAAUCAAACUGUAGAACAAGGAGAUGAGAAAUACUCAACAGUUGUUUAUUAUUUAGAAGAUGACAUUUUCAAAAAUCCAGAAGAUCAGAGUAUUUGUAAAGUUGAUCAUACAAAACCAGAAGUUAGGAAAAGUGAGUUAUCAGAAAAAAUAAUUUGUAAAGAGUCACAAUCAGUCAAAAAAGCAGACAGAUUAUCAACACUCAAUACAACAGAUACCACAAUGUGCAAUAGUCCACAAAUUUCUCUGAUCUCUAGUCCUAAAAGGAUUAAAAUACCAAGCAGUAAUAGCAGUGGUAAUAUUACAAAUAGUAGAAAAUCACAAGUAUUUUAUGACACUAAACAACAGCAUUCAUUUAGUAAGACAAUAGAGACAGAUGUUUAAUAUCUCUUAUAUUGAUUGACUACUUACUAAUCACCAAAAUUAAUGAAAUUCUCCUGCUUACUUUCUACUUCCCUGAUAAAAUGGAUAUGCUUUAAUUAUGUAUAUAUGACUAAAUGAAGAUAAUAUUUCAGAUUUUGUUAUCGUAUUUGCCAUUUGUGAUUUCAUAUUAUUUCUACAUCGAUUUGAUGUCGUCAAAUCAACAAGUAUUCCAAUGGUGAACGUUUAUUCAAUAUUUUCUAGUAAACCCACAAUUUCUUUGAAUGGACAUGACAAACUACUGUUUUCAUUAAAUAGUAGUAAAAUGUUUUAAUCGAAAUAUCUCGGUUCAGUAAUGAAGUAUCUAUCGAUCAUAUUGGAUUACGUACAUAAAAUUUCGAUUAACAUUAAAGAAUUCUGAUUUUAUUAUCUGUUAUAUAUAAUUACAGUGGUAAAGAAGCAAGAUAUAUCAUCCUUGUUAACUAGAACUUACCGAGUGUCCUGAGAUUCUUUCAAAUUCUUUCGAAUAGAAUCUUUUUACUAAGCAGUUAUUUCCUACAAUGGAACAAUUAUCAUUCUUUUAUUAUUAUGAUGAAGAAUUGAGAAAGUGUGAAAAAAGGGUUGUUUCUUAUUCUUCUCACUUUUUCUCCAUUUCACAUUAUUUAUAUAUACAUAUAUUCAUACAUUUGUAUUUUUUUAAACUAUAUUCGAAG